Molecule: messenger RNA, 1905 nt
Organism: Lasiodiplodia theobromae
Lineage: Eukaryota; Fungi; Ascomycota; Dothideomycetes; Botryosphaeriales; Botryosphaeriaceae
Product: Ankyrin repeat protein
Exons: 3
Coding region: 1-1905 (634 amino acids)
Source: RefSeq, a predicted model, not a curated record
AUGCCCGCUGUGCAAGCACCAUUCUCACCUGACACUUCCCGACAAUGGCAGGAUACGCUGGGGACAUACGGCGCACUGUCCUACGAAGACUCCAAAAGAUGGACCCACAAGCUUUCCGAGCUACCUUGCAUCAACCAACGAUACUUCCAUCCAUGGUGCAUCAAGCCGCCCCUGUGGAUUUCCGACGUCUCCGCUACCACCGCCUGUCCUGGCGCGGCGAUUCGGUUCUGCUUCAGCCAAUACGCGCGCGGCAUCCAACUUCGCGAGUGCAGAAAUUCCGCAUGCGUUGCCAGAAGAGAAGAGCUUGACGAUGUCGUGCCUCAAUGCGCGUGGGCCCGCUUCCGAGAAUGGAUCAUCAUGCUGCUCGGCUGCACACUGCACCUCAAGAACGGAGAGACUGACGUGAAGACGACUCCUUUCUGGGUAUGCGAAUUGCGGCUUGACAGGAUCUUGCGGGAUUUCGACAGAGGAAACAGCAGGCCGCUGGACCGGCCAUGCGUGGACGUCAUGGGUAUCCGCAGCAUCUUUGCUUGGGUGCUGUAUACCCAGGUUGAAGGGCGAUUUUGGGGCUUCAUCCGGGAUUCGACAAACCAGGACGAGCAGUCGCAAUCAAUGCAGGCUUUGUACCACGCUGCUGCGGUUGAAGCCGUGGACGAAGCGGUUGGUAUGGGCAUCUGUCCGUGGAGGUUGGAAAAUGUCUCCAGGCUCAGCUUGAGAGGGGAGGUGGAUCUGCCGCCCAUCGUACAGAUGGUCCGCCAAAAGGAACACUUGAAGAUUGCUUUGGGAAGCGAAAAGCAUGGAGAGUGUACAGCUGAUUUCUGCAAAAUAAGCAAGCUGGAGAGCACCGGUGUUCAGCAACUGCAUAUGUGCCGGGGUCACACCUCUUUGAUUGACUCCGAGAAGAUACAAGAAUCUCCUUAUGUAGCGAUUUCCCACGUCUGGUCGGAUGGAACAGGAGUCGGGUUGAAACCACCUGGUACCGUAAACAGCUGUCUCUUCGAUUACUUUGCAGACAUAUCCGAGAAGCUUGGCUGCAAAGGUAUCUGGUGGGACACGAUAAGCAUUCCGGAGGAUUCCGAUGCUCGGAAAAAAGCCAUUCUCAGAAUGAAUUCUGAGUACGAGAAUGCCGCGUUCACGGUCAUCCAUGAUUCUGCCUUGGUAAAUUUCGAAUGGAGAGAGGACGGGAGUCCUUGCGUCGCGCUCUUUCUCUCGGACUGGUUCACUCGAGGCUGGACUGCGGUGGAGUUCUGCAUAUCACGGCGCGUCAAAGUUCUUUUCAAGGAUCCGAGUUCUCCAAAUGGACCACCUCUCAUCAAGGACUUGGACAAGGAUGUUUUACCUUCGGCAGAGCAUCUUUGUCACCUCGGUGUCCGGAGUGCACAGCACAUCAUUGCGAAGUUCCGCGAAUUCCGCCAUGAAAAUGAGAGACCAAACGGAUCUACAAGACACCCCAGCAAAAUACGCAGGAGCGCCCUCAUAAAUGACUUCAAAAAUCUCACCGAUGUCAUAGCAACGCGAACAACAUCUCGGAAGAAGGAUGAGAUGAUCAUCGCAGGCCUCCUGGGCCUCGAAGAGCUGGACAAGUCUUUGGACUCGGCUGCAAUCACCAAACAGAUCAUUCAAAGAUUCGCAGCGCACAUUCCGACGUCGAUUCUUUUCCACAAGGAACCAACCAUUUGCUCGUCUGGUCCCUGGUCAUGGUGUCCAUCGUCGCUAUAUGACAUCGUAGCUGUUGGACCGAAGAGACAGACGACGGCUUCAGAUCCCCAGGCCCUGUCCCGCGGCGAGAUUGUUCUUUACCUCCGACACCAGAUUCUCGAGCGCGAAGACUGUGGCUUUGUCAUUCCCCAAAGCGACAAUGCCGAGGUGAAGCGGAUAAAGUCUCACCACCGUCCUGCUUCUUGA